AUGGUUAGUUUCAGAAAACUGGAUGACGUCAAUGAUCCCAAGAACUUUACUUUUUGUCUUGGGUCACAAAGAAGGGAGAUUAGUCUUGUCGAGCUCGUAUGGCGGUUGGAUCUGUACGACCGAUCUGACGCGACAUCUCCUGAGUUCGUCGUCUUCUUGGAGCAUUGCAACAAACGGUUACCGGAAGAAGUCACUGAGACUGGGUAUUGGGUUAAAAUUGCUAGUGGGUCUUACACAGUAGGAACUGCAAGUUAA
This is a messenger RNA of Lactuca virosa, 255 nucleotides long. Lineage: Eukaryota; Viridiplantae; Streptophyta; Magnoliopsida; Asterales; Asteraceae. The record is from the annotation of a GenBank genome assembly.